Molecule: messenger RNA, 18278 nt
Organism: Dermacentor silvarum
Lineage: Eukaryota; Metazoa; Arthropoda; Arachnida; Ixodida; Ixodidae
Product: zinc finger SWIM domain-containing protein 5-like
Exons: 17
Coding region: 1213-5181 (1322 amino acids)
Cellular component (GO): Cul2-RING ubiquitin ligase complex
Molecular function (GO): zinc ion binding
Source: RefSeq, a predicted model, not a curated record
UUUCUCUAGCGUCGAGGACACGUGCGUGAUGCGCGUUUCGCCUCUUCUUUCUCGUGUGAGUUCCAGCUAAUCAAGACGAAUUAGGAGAGGAAAGGAGCGCCGCGUUUUUACAGCUUUCGAGCAGACGAAAAGAAAACUCGCGCACGCGCCGUCCCGCCGCUACGGGCGCGCGGGCGGAAAAAAAUUUCGUCUGCAUCAAUCACGGAUGCCGAUCUUUAAAGAAAAAUGUCGUCCCUUCGGCUCGUUGCGACUAUAGACGGCGGGUUUUGGCUCGUCCGUACGAAGGACGGAACAAAACUCGGAACGUGGAGGCAUAUGUGAACAGAGAGCAGAAAAGAACUGGAAACGUCGUGGAACGCGCAGCGCUGAACAGACAGACGUCGUCUGCUUGCCUCGCUGUGCCACCUGCCCUGCGAGCAAGGGAUCCCUACCGCAGAGCGCAAGAUAAAGGACGUUAGUGGCCAACGACGACAAAAUAAAGCGCACGCAAUAAAGAGGGAUCGUCGUGCUCGAAUGUAUGACGUCCGAGAAAGCGAACCGCGGAAUAUACGAGGCGCGGCAUGUGCCAACACGGGAGCGAUAAAUUCCCCCGAAGCUCUGACGAGCGCGGUUCCCUCUCAUCUCGCGAGCGAGCCAAAAAAGAUAGGCCAGCAGGAUCAAUGUCCAACGACGGAAUAACGAUUCGAAGCAGCGGCGGGCAAGCAGCGCCGGAUCGAAACCCCGAGCCGCCGGUCCGAGAACAAAAAUGCACGCCGCCGCCAAAUCAGCAACGGGGAAAGGGGAGCUCGCGAGCAGCGGGGCGAUUAUCCGAAUUAGGCUUCGCUUCGACUUCGUGCACGGCCUUAGCAUGCCUAGCAUCGUUAGGCCUCGACGCUCUCCGGCGAGUUGCUCACGGCGCGGGGCGGAGCUGAAGCCCGCCGUGCUCCCGGAAGGGACAUUUCGCUCGGAGCGGCGCCGCGGCCGAGCUGGCAAAAUGACAGCCAAAACUUCACACGCCGCGCCUCACAUUUGAAUGAAAAACAUGUGAAUUGCUCCGAUGAUUCAUCCCUUUCCCUCGAGGGGCCCGACGCCGCAGCCAAUGCCAACGACGGGGGCCCCCGGCCCCACGAACGGGAUAGCGAGUCCCGCGUAAAUACCACGCAGGUGCUGUAUUGUUAUUAAACCCCUCGCGCAUGCGCAGUGCGUCCCCGGCUUAUAUCAGAUGUUUCAAACAUGGCGACGGCGCUCAGGCCGUCGUGUUCUUUUGUGGGUGGAAAUUGCCUCGCCAAGGGCGACAGAUUGUCCAAUUUCGAGCCGAAACUGUUCGGACAUCGCCAGCCGGAGAGCCUCUUGGACGUGUGUGCAAAAGUGGUGGCGCAGCACAUCCCAUUCCAGCGCAUCGAAGAACGCUACAACAGGAUACCUGAGCCUGUGCAACGGAGGAUCAUCUUCUGGUCGUUUCCCCGCAACGAACGGGAUAUUUGCAUGUACUCGUCUUUAUCAAGUGACUCCAAUAGUUGUGGUGACUACCAGAAGCUUCCCUUUUACCGUGGCCUCAAGCUGUACGAGGCUGGGUGUGUCGAUAACGUGUUGCAAGUAGGUUUUCACUUGAGUGGCAGUGUGACGCCCAACGCCCCCGGAACGGGAUACCCUGCCGAGCCUGAAAAGAAGUUUCGCAUCUCCAUCAGCUUCGACAGGUGUAAGAUCACCUCGGUAACAUGCACGUGCGAAACGCACGACAUCUUCUGGUGCCAGCACGUGGUGGCCCUGGCCAUCUACCGAAUCCGGAAUGCCGACAGCGUCCGGCUUCGAGUUCCCAUCUCAGAGACCCUGCUGCAGCUGGACCGGGAGCAGCUGCAGAAGCUGCUGCAGUACCUGAUAGCCGAGCACCACACCGAGGUGCUGCCGACAGCUCAGCGCCUGGCUGAUGAGAUCCUCCAGUCUCGGUCACUCAUCAACCGCAUUGCCGGGGCCCCCGACCCUACGGCGGGUGCCUCGGCCGAGGAGGAUCACAGCUGGCACCUGGACGAAGAGCAGGUCAGCGAGCAGGUGCGCGCCUUCCUCUCCCAGGGCGGGUACUUCAUGGUCUCCCGGCAGCUCAACGCACUCUUCUCCAAGGUGAAGGAGAUGCUUCGAGCUGGCGAUUCCAACGGGGCACGCAUGCUGCGUCUCAUCACCGAGCAGUUUCUGGCUGACCCGCGACUCGUCAUCUGGCGGGCCCAGGGAACGCCCAUGUCCGACAAGUGCCGCCAGCUUUGGGACCAGCUUGGCACCUUGUGGGUGUGUGUGGUUCUUAACCCACACUGCACGAGUGCCGAGAAGCAGCAGUGGCGCCAGCUGCUGGAGCGGUGGUCCUCGAUGCACAUCUGCCCGCUGGAGGAUGCCGACUUCCGUCCCAGUGCCACGGGACGCCGUCCCCUCGUGGUCGAUGACGAUUCUUCCGACUCGUCUGAGGACGACGGCGGGGGCCACGGUGACGGCCGUGGGCCUGGCGGUCACCAUGGCGGCAACGCCGGGAGUCACCACCAUCCGCGGGGAGUGCCUCCUGGUCCGCAUCACGCUGGCAGUGGUGCACCGCCCCACCACCCGCACCGGCGAUCACGGCGGAGUGGCCUUGUCACACCCCCGCGUUCCAUCUUCCACCGAGCCCUGGAGGCCUGGAUGCUCUCGUGGGACGACCCGCACCUGCGCUUCAUUUUGUCACACGAUGCCUGUGCCGAACCCCAUUCCCACCGCUCGUCCGGAUCCUCGUCGUCGUCGUCGUCUUUCUCGUCGUGUACGUCCUCGUCGCCUGUGUCGUCGUCGUCAUGUUCCAGUUCCUGUGCCUCAUCGAGCAACCUCUUCAACUCACAGGGUUACCCGUUAUGGCAUGAGCCCAUCCCGGUGGCGUGCUCGCGGGUGGAGGCCCUGCGCUCGCACGGCUACCAGCAGGAGGCCCUGCGGCUGGCGGUGGCCGUGGUGCGCACCAUGAAGCGCCAGCAGCGCGAGUGGCAGUGCCGCUGGCAGGCCGAGCAGGAGCGCUCGGGCAUCCACCACCACCACCACCACCAUCACCACCACCGGGGGGGACGCACCUCCUCCUCCUCGUCCUCCAGCUCUUCGUCCUCUUCAACCGGUUUCUCCAGCCUGACAACGCACAACAAUACGGAGGGCUGGGUGGGCCACCCGCUCAACCCCAUUGGCUCCCUGUUCGACACACUGGCUGAGGCCUCUCUAGUUCCAGACAGCAAGCACCUAGAAUACUUCUAUGAAUCUCUGCCGGGCCCCAGUGCCGAAGAAGCAGCAGCUACCGGCAGUGGUAGUGGCAGCGGUGGUGGAAAUGGCGGUGGCGGUGGAGGGAACAAUGGCGGAGGAGGAGGCAACAACAACGGCGGAGGUGGCGGUGGCGGAGGUGGCAACAACAACAACAACGCGGCUGCAAACUCGUCUCACCACCCUCACGCGCCACACGGGAAUGGUGGCGGUGGCGGCGGCGGUGGUGGUGCUGGCGGCUCUUCGUCGUCGUCGCCUCCUUCCUCACAGUCAUCGUCAGCGCAGCCGCGGGAAAGACCCAGGUAUCGUCACGUUGCGGUGCCGGGGAGUCGGGAUCGCAGCGAGUCGCUCCUUUCGCUGGCUGUGGAGGCGGCCUUGGUGGGACUGGGACAACAGCGGUCCAUGCCCGUGGGCCUCUAUGCACAGGAGAAGGCGUGCCGGCAGGAGGAGCGGCUGAUAGCGCGCCUGCGGGACGUGGACGCGGAUGGCCUGCUGGUGGGGGUUCUGCGCAAGCAGGCCAUGCUGCUGCUUGAGGGGGGCCCCUACUCGGGCCUCGGCGUGGGCGCCCACCCGGAGAGCGUGCCCAUGCACACCUUCGCCCGGUACCUGUUUGGGGCCCUGCUGCCAUACGACGCCGACCUGGCCUACAGCGUUGGGCUGCGUGCCAUGCGGCUUCCCAUCCUGGAGAACCAGGAGGAACCGGAUGACCCCGGCACGGGCGCUCCUGUCGCCCCUGCCGCCAGCCGGUACCCGCGGUGGUUCACCCUGGGCCACGUGGAAGUGCAACAGUGUGCCCUGGCCUCCACCAUGCUCUCUGCCGCCAAGGACGAUGUGAUGCGCCUGCGGACGGUGAUGAAGUCGUCGCAGCGCAACAUCCACAGCUCGUCGCAGUUGUUCAAGCUGGCACAGGACGCAUUCCGUAUUGCCGUGCCUCAGGACGGUGGUCCCAGGCACCUGGCCCUGCUCAACGUGGCCUUUGAGCUGGGCUUGCAGGUGAUGCGGGUGACCCUGUCAUCACUGAACUGGCGACGUCGGGAGAUGGUGCGCUGGCUGGUGACUUGCGCCACAGAGAUCGGCCUGGAGGCCCUGGUGUCCAUCAUGCAGAAGUGGUACCAGUUCUUCACACCCACCGAGGCUACCGGUCCAGUGGCCACAACCAUUAUGUCCCAUGCCACCAUUCUUCGGCUCGGACUGGACUUCAGCCAGCAGGAGGAGCUGUCGUCGUGCGCCCGCACCCUGGCACUGCAGUGCGCCUCCAAGGACCCCCCAAACUGCGCCCUCAACGCCCUUACCCUGUGCGAGGGAGACGCGUACGCCUUCGAGACGGCGCACCAGAUCGUCGUAGACGCCGCAGGCUCCGGGGUCAUGACUUCCUCGCAGCUGUUCACCGUGGCUCGGUACAUGGAACACCGCGGCUACGCCCACCGAGCCUACAAGUUGGCCGUGCUGGCGACGCGCGGCGUGCAGCUCGCGUACAACCAGGACGCCCACCCGGCCAUCAACGACAUCCACUGGGCGUGCGCGCUUGCCCAUUCGCUCGGCCGCUCCGAGCUCGCGGGGCUCGUGCCAUUGCUGGUCAAGCACGUCCAGUGCGCCACGGUGCUGUCGGACAUCCUGCGCCGGUGCUCGAUGGCGGCACCGGGCAGUAUGGGGACGGCGCCGCUGGAUGCCAAGCGGCGUUGCGUGCGCGCCCUCUCCCUGGACAAGCCCCCGCUGCGCCCCCUGCUGGACGCGGCCAUCGCGGCAUACGUCAACACGACCCACUCGCGCCUGGCCCACAUCUCUCCGCGCCACUACGGCGACUUCAUCGAGUUCCUGGGCAAGGCGCGCGAGACGUUCCUGCUGGCCCAGGACGGGCACGUACAGUUUGCGCAGCUCGUCGACAACAUGAAGGCAGCCUACAAGGGCAAGAAGAAGCUCAUGUAUCUAGUCAAGGAGCGGUUUGGCUGAGAAGGGGCCGGUGGGGCACACCACCAGUCGAGGCAGUGCGGCGCGGGCAGCCAAAUGCCUCCACCGGGCACGUUGGCCGAGGGCUCUGGCAUCGCCUCUCAGUCAAGCUCACAGUGCCAGUUUGAUGGCUCUCGGCGUACUGGCUACAACUGCCGACGCAGGGUUCUUUUUUUUUUUUUUCUGGAGCAGUGGCAACGAUAUCAAAAGCACUCCUCGUCCAUUAUUUAAAGGAGCUGCUUUUCCCUUCCUGCUUCGUCUCCCCGCCCCCUCCUUUGCCUGACGCAUGUGCAGAUACGCUCUCUGAAAUUGGAGCAAGUCCCGGUCUGUUUUGUGCGCAGAUGCCUUUCUUUUUUUUCCACUGGGCAUCCUGAAGAAGGUAUCCCUUCCGCGUCAACCUUUUUGUCCUUGACAGAGAAUAUUUUUUACGUUGUCCCAAAGCAGACGAGUGUCUGUGGAGUGGUUUUACUACUCGUGAACUUAGUGAAAGACGUGAUGCCAAACCACCUUCGUUCUUAACGAGAUGCCUCUCUCGGAACUGUUGCUAUCAGGGGCUGAAAAACAAACGAAAAACAAAAAAACAAGAAACGUGGCAGGCCUGGCGAGAGACACUGGUCUUUGUUUUUAAGAGUUCUUAUCAUUUUGAUGUUUUAGUUGAUUCACACAAUAGCAGUAUUGCAGAGAGAUGUCCUCUCUCUCUCUUUUUUUGUUGUUCGUUGUUUCGUGCCUACAGUGCGCGUCUCUUCUAUGCUGAGUUUGUUGUUUGUCGUACUGUAUGUUGCUUGAAAUAGGUUGUACCCCAUGCAGGUUGCGUUUACGUUGUAUCACGCUCCAGAUGUGUACAUUCAUUGUGUUUCCCGUAUUUUUUGUUUUGCGCACAGGACGACAUGCCACCGAUGUGCUGUAGGCUACUUGCACUACCGCAGAUGUUUUUAACCCACCGCGUUUAGUUGCUAGCCAAACCAAUUACUCGACAUGUUAGCCGCAGAGUGGCUGAUUGCCAGUGCGGUCGUCUUGCUUGUUUGUGGAUGCGAAACUGCGGCAAAAGCUCCUCUGUCUCGUGAGUCCGAAUGAAGAAGGUAGUGCCGCAGCGUGCAUGCAUUUUACCCUAAGCCUAGAUCAAACAUAGUACAUAAACAUGAUGAUCUUUUUGUGUGUGUGUGCGCGCGCGCCCACAUAGAACUGUGGGCGCUCUUAUCACUCGUUCAUUCCUCUGUUGCUCAUUUUUACAUGUUCCGCGUUGAAUUCACUGUUCCACAGUGGCAUUGUGUAUAGUUGGUGGCCGACACAACGGGGAGGCAAUGUCAGAGCCACAGUAGGUGCGUUUCUUUUUCUUUCUUUCUUUUUAAAUUUUGUCAUGUUGUUCGCGUUCGAUCUUCAUGACGGGUAGUUCUGCCGGAGCAAAGUCCUUGGAAGGUUGCAGGUGGCAGUGGAACAAUUGUACUCCCACACAAUGUGCCGCAAGACUUCGAGAGCAUGUGGGAUCCUUUGUAGGCUUCUUGGAGCCAUUUGCCAUGGUCUCACCUAUAACCGACUAAGACGUCUGCCAGAUUAAGUUGUCUACUCUCUACUCUACUAUGCAUCACCGGGUUGCACCUAGUAGUGGCCUCACCGAAAGACGUCGCAAAUGGCACAAGGCCAUUUUGCCUUGUGCCGUACGUGGCAGUAAGAGGACUGAAGUUGUCAACCCCGGUCGACGCCCACCAUUUUUGGUUGUUUAAAUUUGAAAGAGCUCAAGCAUUUGCCAACAGCUAUGGAAUCUGCUUUUUCUUUUUUUUCCCCUUGACCUUGUCUCUCGCCAGAAACUGCCGGUGACGGGUGCAUGUCGAGGGACAACGAAUACGCGUCGUCGUUUGCAAUCGCGUGUAACGAUAAGUCCCUCUUUUUUUUUUUUCCAUAUCUGUUUUGUGGUUUGAUGUCUUUUUGGCCACACGACGAGCCAGUUCUGUUCCGUGUUGUCAAAAUCGAAGAAGAGUUUGCGGCCGCUUGUAUAUAGUCUCGUGUCCGUCUCCGCAAUAUUCCAGAUGCGGCACGCACCCUCCUCUUCUGUUGUUUUUUUCUUGUCUUUUUUUUUUUUUUGGUUGGACCUAUAGCUGUGUUUCAUGAUUGCAGAGGCCUCUUUUGUUUCUGAAAGUAUUUGGUGACAACGUCCCUUUUUCAAACGCACUAUACUUGCUAGAAAAGCGGAAGCACGCAGUUAAGUCACUGCGUGACGUCGUAGUUUUGACAUUCUUGUUCAUGUCCCUAGACAACAACUCUUUGUGCCUUGCGGUUGUUACAGUUCCGUUUAUCGUUCGUAUAUUUUCUUUCAUUUGCACCAUAUCUUUUCCACUUUUCUCCGUUUCUUUAUUCAUUGUUUCGCAAUGUAUCCUUCGUUAAUACUGUGCAAGUAGAAUCAAGUGCGUGCGCAUUGCCAAAAAAAAGAAAUGAAAAAAAAAAAUUACGACAACGCGGCGCGCCAUUCAUUUGAAUAUUGCGUAUCUACUUACUGAUAAAAAGAGAAGCAAAACGCUGUUACGAAAAACUGUGCAGUGGGGCUGAUGUAGCAGUUGAAAUACUAGUCAGCGCUUUCAUUUGGGUGGGCCAUGCAGUUACGCACAAAUAUUUUGCACUAUCCUUUGCCCGGUGUUUUGUUGUCUGGCAUUGCCGAUUGCUCACAAAAAAAUGUUCCGUUCCGUUACUCGUCAGCAGUUAAUCCUUCCUCUCUUUUUUUUUUUUUUGCACACUGAUGGGAGGGGGGGGCGAUAUCAAGAUCAGUGUUCUUUGUCAGCAAAGACAAAGAACACUGAAAGACAAUAUUCAGAAUGCUGUCGUUGGCAAAACAGGCUGUUGUUCUGGUUCAGCGAGGAGUGAUUCAUUGCUGGAAACAUAGUAUUUUUAUGGACAUCGUGUACAAAAUGUCGUCUUCUAGAAACACUUGGUGCCCAAUGUCGUGCAGGAGCUACUACUCGUUGCGACGUCUCGGCGGCUACAGCACUUUGCUGUUGGCUGCAAGGUCGUGGGUUCGAUUACCAAUAGCAUUUCGAUGAAAGCAGAAUGCAAGACCGCUCGUGUACCGUACCAAGCUUUGUAUGCAUGUUUAAGAACCCCAGAUGGUCAGACUUAAUCCAAAGCCCCCAAUUUAGCGAGUCCUUCAUAGCUGGGUUUCAGCUUUCAGGCAUAAAAACCGUAAUCUAAUAUUUUACCUCAGGACCCUGAUUAUGUCAUCCUGAUAGUUGUCUUUGAUUUGGCCUUUUUUUCUAGUCUAAACCAUUCUUUGAGGUUUUUCGCUGGUUAUCACUGAUUCAAGAAAAAAAAAAAAAACAGCAAUGGGAAACAGGCUAAUCUCUGAAGAUAAGUCUCACAGAAUUGGAAGUCUAAAUAUAGCUUCUUGUGGCAUCACCCAUAGAGCUUUGUAUACUCGCCUUUGUUUUUUCUCUCUGAAACCAUUGACCAUAAAAAUUUGCCACCAUGUUUAAAGGGGCUGAUACCAACUUACCAACUACAGUGUGCAGUAAGACACUGGUGCAGAUGAAAAAAUAUUGCUUCAUAUUGAUGGAAGCCAGUGCAAUGUUCAGUGAAUGACAGUUCCCGUUUAGAGAUACAAAUCAAUCGUCAUGUCCGCAGAGCAAUCCUCCCAGUACUGCUGCUUUUCACGUUUUAUUUUGUUGCCAACAGGCAGUCUAUGCUUCCCCGGCCUCGGCAGUGGCUCGCUUCUCCGUUGGCAAGGGCCACAGAUCAAUGCAACCUUUUUUUCUUUUGGCGAACCAGGCAUGUAACAGUGUUAAGUGUUGUAUUAUACAAUCCAAGCAAAACAUAAGUUAUUAAGAAAAUAUGCAGAUUAGAGACUUGCUCUAAAGAAAAAAUGAAAAAAAGCAUAUUUGGUGGGGCUGUACAAAAAAAAAAACUCAGUCUGGUAUGAUUCUCUUGCUAAGCCUUUUCCCACCUCCUUUCUUUUUAUUCAUGUCUGAUAAAGAAAAGCCUACAUGUUGUUAAAAACAGCAUUCUGUUUUUAAGCUCUCCAACAUUAAGUUGCUUUAAGCCUCUGAAUCGUCACACGCACACGCUUGCCAUUCUUGCAGAAAUCAGCCACUCGGUCAAGGAAAACAAUUGGAGAGAAAUGAACGUAAUCCCCUUGAAUGUCCUAAAGCAGUUGUUUGACAUAGCAGCGCAAGUUCCACUCGCAGAUGACUACAAAGCAACGUUACUGCCACGUCUUUUGUCCUGUGAGAAAUCGUCGGUCUGAGGGUGGAUUGCUCCAUUCAUCUCUUUAGUGAAGGCCUGCUUUCAAAGUUUUCUUUCCUCUUGUCCCUUCCGCAUAUGCCCAACUGUCAAGAGGCCUUUGUCUCUCGGAAUCUCUUCGGAUGAUCUCUCUAGCAGCGAAUCAACAUAUCGUACAGCUUGCACCGUUUCUAAGCAUCUUACUUCGUGAUAGUCUGUAAAUGUCUCCGGUUACAUAUGCAUGCUGUAUGUGCAGUAUAUAUUUUGGCUGAAGGCAUAGAGGUCUGUCGACGUUCACAGCAGGGUUGGUAACUUCUUUCUUUGUUUAACAGUAUCGCUAGGUCAUAGCCCAAAACACUCCAUCUUUAGCAACAAGUCGCUGAAUGAUGAUAAUGAUUGAUUGCUUGUAAUUCUGUCUCUUUACGUUUCGAUUGUUCCUGCAUGUCUUCUAUAUUAGUUCUUGGACUGUAGCUCUAGGUCACGUUCACUAGGGGCCGAGUCAGCAUUUGAAAUGCGAUAAGGGAAAAGAACCCCCGAUUUUCUAAAACGUUAUCAGAUCUCAAGAUUGUGCUUCGCCAAGAAAAGCAGAUUUGAUGACCCAGGUGGCUCUCCUAUAAGCUCUUCGGUGUGUCUUUAAAACUAGGAACAAAUGGAGGCGCAAAUGGAGGCUCUUGGGAUAAAAUUGGGGCGAAGCGUUAAAAACUUAGAAGUCUGAGGAAUUUUACCAGAUCAGUUUAGCGACUGUUUAAAUCAGUAAGAUAGUCACCAGAAAAAUCACUAAAACUCCAAACAAAAUGCAAAGUUGUCGUUAAGGUUACCUAAGAACUUAUUCAAUUUAGCAACUUUCUCGCUAAUUAACCAACACUGCCUCGCAGGUGUCUGGAAGGCAAACUUGAGGGCUGGCUUGUUAUGGCACAAAGUACUGUGUAGUCCUUUGAGGAAAGUAAAACAGACCAUUUGAAACAUUGUGUAAUAGUUCUUCAAGUAGAUCUCCAAUGAAAACGACUAUUCUUUAUGGCACAAAGUACUGUGUAGUCCUUUGAGGAAAGUAAAACACACCAUUUGAAACAUUGUGUAAUAGUUCUUCAAGUAGAUCUCCAAUGAAAACGACUAUUCUUCAUUUCCCGAUCCUGUAUUCUUGGUCAGUUGUUACAUUGUAACGUCACGUUGUGCAGUCCGAUUUUGACUGCCUUGUUCCCCUUGUUAGGUGCUUGUUGAUUCUGCCAUGACCGCCACUGCUUUGCUUUUCCACACUUCUCCUUUUCGUGUGCUAUUAUCUAAAUGUGUUACGAUACCCUGAGUCUUCUUAGAAUGCUUUGUUUAUGGCACAGGUUCUUGUGGGCUUCUUGCCAUGCAUUUAAGUGCCUUGUGUUGAAUCGGGAAAGCCGCUACUUCCUUUUUUUUUUUUUCUUAGCUAACAAGUAGGCCUGAACAACAACCUGAAUAGCCAUAGGUCAGCAUUGUAUCUCGCAGCAUACUGUGCCUUUAGCUGCAAGUUUUGUAUCCCUAGACUCUAUAGUUUUAUUCAACGAGGAGUUUUUGUUCUAUACCCUUUACCAACUUCUGGUGCAGGUUACACAAACUGACUCCGUUAUAAGUUCUGCCUUAUUUCUUGAUCCUGUUUGUUGGUGUGCUGUUGUCAGUGAUUGUAUAACCCACUAGCUGCAGCUCAAAAUGUGUGAAAAAAGAAAAGAGAAAAAGUUGUGAAAAUGAUGUUUUCAUUAAUUACAGCCUGGAAUAGAAAAUUUAUUGCACAUUACAAGUAGUAUACAUGAAAUGAGGGUACCAGCUUUGCAACUUACGUGUGAAAAGGGCAAAGAAAAAAGAAAACAAGGACCAUCUAUCACAUGCUAUGAGUACCUUGGUACCAUGUACAAAAACAACAUUUCAGACGAGCACGCCUUGAUAACGGCAUUCCGGGGUAGCUGUUGUUUGCACAGACAAAUUAGGCUCGUCUUGGGCAGUUUGUGCAAAACAUUCUCUGACAAGACUUACGCAGGGAAACUUCACCGUCCUGCUGAUUGGAGCAGUAUGCUACAAAGGGGCCUACUUCAGUUUCCUUUAAAAUUUAACUCGGCAGUUAAAAAAGUUGUCUAGGUCUGUGUAUCUGACCCAGGUACUCUGCCUUCCCGAAGCAGUUGCUCUAACAUCUCAGCUAGCCAGAAGGCUAGCGCGUAGAAGCAAGUCCAAAACUUAUUGGCAACUCAUUCAAGUAAAUUCAACAUAAAUCAGCAAAGUAAGGUUUAUCGUCCCCUGUCCGAAAUGAGUUUUCCAUCAACUUCCAAGUUGGCUUUUUCGAUUGGCUUGAAUUUGGGUUCUUUCUUGCAGGGCGUACUGCCACAGUCCUGCAGACAGCGGUUUUAACUCGCGUGAAACUUUCUUUACCUUUAGGAUUUCCAUCAAACCCAUUUGGAUAAUUUGUUUGAUUAAAGCUCGUCCUUGGCACGUAAAGGGUUAACGCAGUCCUUUAGUGGCGUGCCUAAUGAACAGUCCCACUUUGCUAGCCCCACUGCAACGGCUACGAAGGCUUUGUGUCCUCGUCAUUUCCCGAAAGCUAUCGGUGCUCGAUUCUUCAGUGGCUGUUUGGCCACAUGACAGCCAUAGUAGUGUAUCUGCCGUACGGCUUGACGCCCCUUAUUGUCUCUCGUUUUGAAAACGUCGCACGCGAGUCGCUCGGCACGACUCCUGAACGAACGGAACGAUGAUGCCUUCUGUGGAGCUGCCGCAGUUGCCUACCUCACACUGAGCUAUGCCAAAGACGGACCGGAGCUUCCAUGUGACGACGAUGCCUUCUCAAGUUUUGCGCAUCACAUAUUUUUUUUUUUUUCAAGGAUCUCACGCUCCUCCCGAAAAGCAUCGAGUGUUCCGUUCUCAUUGGGAGCCCUGUUGGGCUGGUCAGAUUGGCUCGGUUGUCGGCUGGUUGACUAGACCGACCCAUCGAAAUUGUGCGAUGUCUCGAGCCUGACUCUUGUAGAUACAUAUCGCGUGUCUUUUCGCAUUUCAAAGCCCUGCUUUGACUUAUAAACCACUCUCGUUUAUGCGUUUUUCGUUUUUCUACACUGAUGUUAGUGUGAUGCAACAAGCGUGAAUGGUGUUUUUCUAGUUUCUGUCGUGUGGUGAGGGAUAGAAAGUGCACGGAAAACAGAUUUGUUUGAAGGAAACCGUUCUGCUUGUACGGACCAUGCAUUGCAACUGCACAACCACUGUUAGUAGGCAAGGUAGCGUGGCGAGGUCAUCGCGCCAGCAGUGGCAAUGAAACUGAACUGUUGACCAGUGUGCCAGGCACCGUGUAAUUAUGUAUUUUAAUACAGUUAAGCAUUCGCUCGGACCACUUAAGACAAGUAAAGACAGUUUAAUAUAGAUACAGAUGACUGUGAUGAAAAAAAACUUCGAUGCACUAUCGGGCUGUGACAAGGGGCACAUCUUGUGUAUCCGUUCUCGGAAAUUUAGAUGCGCUUCUCAUCUGACUGGCAUUAUCGCCUCUACUGUAUCUUUUCAUUAUCCUUUGAGCGUCAUCAGAUUCACUAGAAAGCGUACAGCAGUGCCCUAGUUAUUAGUAAAUCAGUUUGUAUUGGCACUUGGCGGAAAAUGAUGUGUGUACCUCAAAUUACGAGUUCCAGCAAUGUAUGCUUGGCUUUUACAGUUCAGCAACAGAGCCUGCAGCCUUCGUCAAAAGAAACAAAGCCACUGAGAGUACUAGUGUUGCCGAGUCGUGGCUGUACUGUGUUGCACCUGCAAAGCUCCUGGCUUUACCCACCAUGCUGUGGCUUAGUGGCUAUGAAGUCGUGGGUUUGAUUCCCGACCAGUGUAGCGCCACAUUCUGAUGGUGGCAGUAUGCAAAAAUGCUCAUGUACUUUCCACUAUGGUGUGUCUGUUAGCCCCAGCAUUGGUUUGGGAUGCUAAACCCUGUGAGUCAGUCAUUAAAUCAAACUUCUGGCGCUGAAAAAUGUUGGAGGAUAAAACAAGUACUUAUGAGCAAACAGCACUUCGAGAAUGAGCCACACAGUGAAGGACACACAAGAGCAUUGACUUGCAUCGAAUGCAUGUACACUGAAGUGAAUGCAUACAAAUACAUGGAGCACCCACAAAAUGGGCACUUGGACAGCUCGAGACAUGUUUGCGUUAGAACCUACGGGUGUUGAACGCAUACAACCUCUGUCGAAAUGCUGAUGUGCAUUUGUGUGUUCUUCGUACAUUUGCUUGCAUUUGCCUCGGUGUACACGUAGUUGUGACUCCAUUCUUUGGGUGACCUAUACUGCGUGGUUCACCCUCGUCGCAUUUUUAAUUCACACGGGGUGCACACCAAGUUUCCUACUAUCUCGUCACCUCAUUUCAGCAUCGCAAAACAUAACAACGAAAAUGAUGCUGUGGGGUUCUAGCAGCGCGGAUGCAACAAAAAGCUGCCUUGAUGUUUCUGAGGAGAGCUGCAGUCUAGCAUGCAGUUGCUUUGUCUCUUUUGCCGAAGACUGCAUGUGUAAACAACUGUGCUGUUCUUGUAAAGCCUCUGACUCUUAUUUGCAAGAAGUGUCCUUAAGUUUUGCUUCUUGCCACUAGUUUGGUGCUGGCCUUUGGAUUUGUUUGCCUAGGUGUUACGAGAUGCCAGAAAUGGGAGUUACAGGGCAGUCCAUCCUGCUUUGUAGUGUCUUAUUUGGCGUUCUGUUGUGCAAACCUUCACUUAUUCACUGUGAUGUCCCCACUGUUGUUGCCGCAAUUUGUUGCUGUUUGUAUGAGUGAGGUUUCCAUUUUUGUUUGUUUAUGUGAGUGAAACAUUUCUUUAUGUGUAGACCUUUGAAAUAAGUGUCAGUAUCAUUCCGUAAUCAUAGCAAAAUGUGAGGCAGGCCUCCAACAAUGUCAGUCAAUGAUCUACCUCUAUCGGGCAAGGAAAAAGGCAAACCAAAAAGACUGUUGUGGUUGUGAAACAUGCAAGCAUCAUUAAAGCUUUUCUCUGCUUUACUGUAAAACCGCAGUGUGGUGGAAGUGGUGUUGAACUGAAUAUUGUAAGCUGAUCUCUGUAUGUUCUGGCAUGGCAGCAGACAAGCACUUCAGUCGUAGGUGCACCAACCAGACGUAAAAAUUCCGUUAUUUCCUCUGAGCUAGUUGCUCAGAGGAUAUACCGUUACCGUUACUAAUGCUAGUUGCAUUUGACUGGAAGGUAUAAUUCUGUUCAAGGGCACCCAGGUUUUGCAUUUGCAUGCUCAAGCCUGAUGGUCAGCAAGUGGACUUAUGCCCUCUUUAUGACUUGCAGACAUUGCAGUUAUCAUUGUAACUGGUUCACGGAGUUCAGUUAAAAGAUUUGCUGGAUAAUUUAGUUGCACCGUAGAUGAUCCGGUAAUGAAAAAAGUCUCUUCAUAACUAGAAUUCUUCCCCUAAGUUGUUUUAUUAUUUUGUAUUGGCACGUUGUCGUUGCACAUAAGACAUUGACACUUUUUCUUUCUGUAGAUCUUAUCAUUUCGAUGAAAUUCAAUUCUGCAAUGCUCACACUCGCGAGUCGUCCAAGUGUAACAGUUCUUGAAUUGCACCAAAGAAGCACGUUUCGUCUUGGCAGGUUAUUGUACCAACUCCCGAGAAACGUCUCAUUCUUUUGCUGCUGGGGAAAGCGAUUGAGCGCGUCGGCCUCUUCUAAUUGUUAAUGCCAGUUUGCAACUUUGAAAUGUGACUUAGUCUGCUUGAGCACGUCACAGAAGGAUUUUUCACGGUGAACCAGAUAUCUCGGUGAUCGAGAAAUGCAACAGCACUGUAUGCUUUACAACAGUUUUCUCUGGCAAAGUUCGGCAGAUGGCACUGCAUAGACUGUGAAGUGAAGAGUAUUCAGCACUCGUUUUAGGAAGUUUCAGAGAGUGGUCUCUGCUUGUGGUACAGCGGAACUAGGUUGACGUUUAGGUCCAAACCACGCAAAUCGUCACGUACACGUCUGACUAUGUCCGUAUCACCAUGUGCAUCAUAAUUGCUUUGGGCUUGUCACGCGAGUCACGCACGUAGAACCUAAAGAAGCUGGGCGCAUUGGUAAUUCAUAUUUCAAACUACAGCGCAAGAACUACAACAGACUUAAAAGAAGACAGAGAGGACACGCUCUGAAAUUAUGGCAGAGAGCUGGGCUAGUUGGAAUUUUGACGUUUCAUGCAUUUCCAGGGCUCAAGGGGAAACAAGAAAACAGAGAGAACAGACAACAGGACACGGAAUACGCUCUGUCCUCCAUGUCCUGUUGUCUUUUUUUUCUUGGCUUUUCUGUUUCCCCUUGAGCGCUGAAAAUUCAUGAAACGACAAGCUCUGAAGUUCUGUGCUGAAGGCACAUGAGUGAUAUGCAUGCAAUGAGUCUACCACAUACCAUUCUUCAUGCCUGUUACUGUGCGCCCAUCAUAGGUGUAUGGAUUUGGGUAAAGAGGAGCUUGAACAGCUGCUGCUGUUUUGUUCACCUGUCUGGUUGAGGCAGAUGCAACAGCUGACUUAGCUGCACAUCUCUGGAUCACAUAUUCGCAGUUUACAGCUUUUUUUUAUGGGAGUGCACAUUUGCUCCAGUCUUGUGGUGCAGUGUGCAGAGAGUGCACACUGGUGCACUUGUUUUUUAAUUCGUCAGACACAUGGGGACCUCGAGACAUUCAAGGUGAUGCGGAAGCGUAGCCCGACGUGUGCGUAACGGUCCGUGUGGUUCGGGCUUUCAUCUUUUCGUGGACGACAUUUUCCUGAAUUCUUAAUUUGCAAAGCCAGUGAGGACCAAGCAAUGCAUGUUUUGUUUGUGGCUUCGUUUUGUACUAUUUUGUGUCGUUUCAUGUUCUGUUGAGCGUAUGCUAUAUAUAUAUAUAUAAAUAUAUAUAAACUGCUUGUGCAAGAAGAGAGUGUGCGCGCAUGUGCAUUUCGUGUCUCUCAGCGACAUUGCCGUCGUGAUCAUCGUCAUCGUCAUCAUAGAUGAGUAUGUGUGAAACUCUUACACGCAUUGGUUUGCGUGUGUUCACUUGCUUGUGGCAAUUCUGUCUCUUCGACACUGUACUCCGAAGAAAUAUCAUGUACAGGAUAUAUUGCGCAGAUAACCAUUGACAGUGCAGUGGGUUGGUGACGUGAUUUUCCGUUGCCGACGGACAUAUUUGCAAUCGCCCCCUCGCUGACUCUUUCCCUUUUUUUCCUUCUAUAAAAUCUUCCAAGUAUGUGCUUAUGUAUCUAUGAACGCUAUGCAACAUGAGAAACAAAGACGACAAAGGACAAACCAGGUGAUGGAAAGAAUGACCAAUGGCGGUUUGCUUCGAGGGACUCAUGUGACGCAUUCGUCUUGAACUGUGCAGUGCAGUGUCUGUGUGGUCGUCUGGCGUUGGCGAGCCGGCCUGUCCCUGGAACAGUUGGCCAUUGGCUUUGGACUCAUGGUUGGUUUGACAGGUGUCCGUCGCGUGUUGUGCGCUCUCGGAUUCCACAGCAUGUCUGUCGCAAUAUGACGGGCAACGACCGAAGCUGGCGCUGCAAGACUACGACAAAUGAUGGAAAGACAUUAGUGCGCGUGCCUGCUUGCCCGUGAACUGUUGUGUGUGGUGUUUCUCGCUGAUGUACCUCUUUCUUUUCUUUCCUCUAUCCCCAGUGCGCAUAUGUGCAUUUGUGUAUCUUGCGAGCGUGUGGCCGUAUUACUUUUUGGCAUUAAUUUGCGCCCUUCCACGUGUUGAUUGCUUUGUUCUUUCUUUGCCCUGUUUGUAAUGUGUUUGAUUAGAAACCUACCCACCCUCAGGACAGAGGCUGCCAAUUUGCCUGCUUGCAGUUGCAAAGGAGCUUGAAUGCUAAAAACUUGUUUCAAAUGCGUGUUUGUUGCCAUUUGUUUUAAUUUGUUUUGAGAGCGUGGCAUUUCACCGCCUCUUAACAAAUAAUUUUGGGCGGUGUCGUUCUUUGCUCCCGACAUCACAUUCGGCCAACAUGAGGGUACGCAUCACAAUAGUUGUGCUUUGCUUGCUGUCACACCACAAGCGUGAGGAAAAUGUGUGCCAUAACCCAAUCUGCUUACUUCAGUCUUAUCUCCAGCUGUGGAAGCUGUGAAUGGGACUGCGAUACAGCAUUUGUGGCAUUGUGUAGAUACCACUGCUUAUGCUAAUUAAGACAUAAAUUUUGACAUUAUGCCAUAAUUACAGGAAAGUUGAGCGUACAUAACAUUUGCAUUGGAAAGCUUUCAUAUGCUUAUGAAGUGGAAGCAGUGGUCUCACGAUGUAGCUGUACCUUUAUCUGCAUCAAGGAUGUAGUGGAAGCAGACGAGGGACAGAUCGAACAGAUAAACAAAUUGAUAAAAUUUGAUUCAGCUCAAGAGAUAAUUUUUAUGCAUCAUUUGCUUUCUCUUAUCUCUGUGACUGUUCUAGCAACUGCGCUUGUUUUUCUAUUGUUUGCUUUUCAAUGCUCAGAAAACCUAAUAACUAGCGUUCUGUCUUUUCUUGAAUAAACAUACAAAAGUGAUUAAACUGAACAGAAAGGGUGACCUUCUCUGUUCCCUAUAUUUUCUUACAUAUCCACCAGUUUUUUGCUUCGAGCUUCUGCGUAACCUUCAGCUCGCCAUGCGGCGUACAGUUUAGGAUAGCGCAAGCAGCGUAGCGCAGACCUACUUGUGAGAAGUGUUGUUGAGUGAUUGUUUUGUUUGCAUUUGCUUUGUAUUGUGUCCCUUACCUCAUACCUCAUCGCAAAACCAUAUCCAUCCCACCUACCUGAUCGGCUAAGUUUGUUGAACCGUUGUUAUUCCUUUGUUCUUGUUCUUUUUUACUCUUUUUUUUUUUCGGUCAACACUCGUCAGCUGAUGAAAUGUAACCGGUCCACCUGUGUUAUCACUAUUUAUUCGAAUGGCUAUUUAAAGUGUUCGCAUUGAAACAAUUGAAGGGCAAAAUGUGCGGUGGUGUGUGUGAGCAUUGAGUGACUAUGACCUUCGGAAUAAAAACGUCUCAAACUGC